Molecule: messenger RNA, 6191 nt
Organism: Xiphophorus hellerii (green swordtail)
Lineage: Eukaryota; Metazoa; Chordata; Actinopteri; Cyprinodontiformes; Poeciliidae
Exons: 22
Coding region: 188-4489 (1433 amino acids)
Biological process (GO): negative regulation of transcription by RNA polymerase II
Cellular component (GO): nucleus
Molecular function (GO): DNA (cytosine-5-)-methyltransferase activity, acting on CpG substrates; DNA binding
Source: RefSeq, a predicted model, not a curated record
GGAAAUUAUUGAGCUUAUUUUAAUCUAUUAUGUGAUUAAUUGAUUUAUUGCUUCUGAUGAAACUUCUGAUUUAUUAAAGAAUGUUUUUUAUCAAAGAAAAUAAUUUUUAAGGAUAACUCUUCCUUUUUUUUAGGUCCAGGUGAGCAUCCCAGGUGCUUCUCCUAGGAACACUGAACUUCCUGUAAAUAUGGAUUUUGCAGCAGUGAAAACACGCCAGAGUUCGGAUGUGAUCUGUUUGAUGUCAGAAGAUGACGAGGACGUGGUUUACAUGUCGACGGAUCAGAAACCCGAUCUGAAGCAGGAGGCUCAGGUGAAGGAGCAGAUCCAGCGCCUGGACAAGCAGAUUCCCGCAAACGAUUUGGUAAACUUCAUCAGAACUUACUUCCAGGAUGAAGUUUACUCAGCGGAGCCGGAGGACAUCAUGGCGGCCGUCACCGACCGGCCGUACUGUGUCUACCUGUACGUAGGUGUGGAGCUGGGCGCGGGACGCAGCGCCAGCGUCCUGCUGAUCGGAUACUUCGAUGAGCAUUCAUGCCGAAGCGUGGUGAAGCUGCUGCACACUCUGCAGAUGAGCACCGACAGCGCCGACCCUCACCAGCCGAUGGACACGGAUGCCAUGGCGCGCGUCGCCGACUCGGACGCCUGGCUGCUGGUGGAGGCUCUGAGGAAGUACGAGCUGGCGCUGUCCAACCUGGCGGCGUUCUACUGCAGCACGCCGCAGCCGGGCCUAAGCCGAGUGUUUGUGUCCCGGCUGCAGGCGUUCAGCCCCAAGCUGGUGUCGCUCUGCAGCAUCCCGGGGAUCGCGGAGCGCACCUGCCAGGCCGGACUCACCGCUGCCUUUAGCCACACCGUCGACCUCAUUGCAGACGUCCACCGCCACUACUCCAUCUGCCCGUCCAUCAACGACAGCCUGAAGGAGGUGUUCGCCGACACCGGGCCUCACGUCCCACAGUAUCUGUUCCUCGCCCACAGCGUGCAGAAGAUGGCUGCCCGGUGGCAGGACCUGCGGGAGUAUUUUAAAUCGCUGAAUGAGGCGGAGGCGUCUAUCCGGAGCCGUCUGCUGGACGAUGCGGUCCGGCUGCAGUUCCUGUUCCUGUCCCACGCCUUGGAGCCCCUCAGGGCGCUGAGCGAACUGCAACAGGCUGGGAUCGCGGAUCUGAGCGUGGAGCUGCAGCUCACCUCCAUCCUGAUGCAGUCCUACACCACCAGCAUCUGCCGGCCGCACGCCGUCGACCGCUUCCUCCUAGGGCGGGAGCUGGACCUGCUUCACGGCGACGAGCUGCUCCCCGUGGCCGAGGUGAACGUCGGGCCGCGCGCGUCGGACUUCAUGUGGGCCUUCGGGCCGAGUCUGGGGGAGCAGAACCUGGCCCGGUUCCUAAAGGACGCCCAGGUGUUCUACAGAGCCGCUCUUCAGAGUCUGGUGGAGAGCAUUCCUGGCCCGCUUGGAGACGUGACGCUCAGGAACAUCGGGCUGAUGCUGAAAAAUCCAGGAAGUAUCACAGAGAAACAUUUUCCCUGGGAGGUGUUGUCAGUGAUGGCCGUCCAGCUGGGGCUCUGCGCCGCCGGGCCUCCAGAGGUGGAGCUGGAACGCAGCUGCUGCGAUUUCAGGAAGCUCGUCCAGGAACAGAGCAGCAGUGACGAAUGUAGCAGCUGGGUGAAGAUCUUGAACAAAAUUAAACCGUGGCCCACUCUGCACAAGCUGUUUCUGACCCUCCUGGCGCUGCCCAGCUCUCUGCACCAGACACAGGUGUUUGCUAAGGUGAGUUUUAACGUGGCUGCUACAAAAGCUAUAUUGAAUUCACAUUUAAUGAAAGAAUGGGCCUACAAGUACCUGAAAAUCCCUCCCUACACUGAGAAAACUCCCGUGGCCUCACCGUACCUGGAGGUUUGGGGACAACGAUCUCCAGUCGGUAGGAAGAAACUGGCUGCUUUGGAGGCUUUUAGCUACCAGAAAGUCACAGUGAAACAUGAUGAGAGUUCAUCAGAGGACGAUAAGAGUCCUGCAGCGAAGCCUCUAAUAUUUCAGAAGAUGAAACAUAACAGGAGUGUGGAUGAGAUGGACUACACAGACAAUUCCUCAGAUGUGAUUGACAUCACAGAAGAGCCCGUGAAGUCUCCGGCCGGCCAGCGGACAAAGACGAGUAAGACGAUAAACGUGAAUCUUUUCUACAUCUUUCUGCUUCGCUGCAAGUCCUGCUCAUUUAGUGCCGCUUUGCAGGGGGAGCUGGUUUGGGGUCAGAUCGAGGGUUUCUCCCCGUGGCCUGGCAUCAUCGUCCCCUUCAAAGGCCAGGUCCAUCUUCCUCAGAAAAGGAUGGUGGAGUGGUACGGCCAGAGAAUGUGCUCUCAGGUCAGUGUCAAGUCUCUGAAGCCGUUUGCUGCAUUCAGCCAGUAUUUCUGCGCCAACUCCUUUGCAACCCUGGUCACCUACCGAGAGGCCGUCCUCUUGUCGCUGCAGGAGGCAGCGAUGCGCUGUGGGAAGAAGUUUUCUCCUUUGCUCCAAAACAGUGAAGAGGUUCUGAAGCAGGUUCUGGACUGGGCGUUCGGAGGCUUUCAGCCGACCGGUCCGGAUGGACUCAAACCCAAACAAGGUGUUGUUAAAACAUACACCAGGCCAAAGGUGAAGAAGAAACUUUUUGAAAAGUCCAACCCAGCUCCUGCCUCCUCCACUCUGACGGAGAACAAAGAUGGCGUCGAGAUGAAACACGUAGCCGUCUUACUCAACAGACUGUCAUGCGCUCCCAUAGAUCCGCCCUCCAGCUCCAAAACCAAUGGUACCAAUCCAGAAACCGGACUGGGUUCUGCUGGAAAAAGGUCCAAACCUCCGACUCCCUACAGCGGGAAGCAGGGAAAGGAAAGAUCCCAGAUGGAGAAGGACAAGUGGGACGCAGAGUGGGACCAGGUGAAAAGCAAAUGGCAGAAACAGAAAGUCCGAGGACGGAGCCUGAAGAAGAGCUACAGCUGGCUGUCUGGAGAGGAUAACGACAUGUCGCCCGACUUUGUGCCACAGAGGAAGAAGAGCUACACCAAAACGUACAAUAAGGUCAACGUGACGAGUGGCGUGUACACGCAGCCGGACCAGAAAGUCAGAGAGAAGACCAUCAAUCAGAUCCUGGACUUAAACCUCGACAUCGAAGAUUUUUGUGUGUGCUGCGGAACCAGAGAAAUCCAGAUUUCCCACCCGCUCUUCAAAGGAAGUCUCUGUUUGAAGUGCAAAGAUAACUUCAUGGAGACGCUGUACCGCUACGACGAAGACGGAUACCAGUCCUACUGCACCAUCUGCUGCUACGGCAUGGAGGUCAUUCUCUGCGGACAAGACGGCUGCCACAGGUCUUUCUGUGAGGACUGUCUGAACAUCCUGGUUGGUCCAAAGACGUUUGACUCUCUGAAGGUCGUGGACCCGUGGAUCUGUUACCUGUGCCAGCCCCACCAGCCGCACGGCGCGCUGGUGCCCAGGGAGGACUGGAGGUUUCGCAUCCAGGAGAUGUUUGCCAACAACAGCGCCAUGGAGUUUGAGCCUCAUCGGGUCUACCCGUCUGUCCCCACCAAGAUGCGCCGACCGCUGCGGGUUCUGUCGCUGUUCGACGGGAUCGGAACAGGCUAUUUGGUGCUGAAGGAUCUCGGCUUUAAGGUGGAGAAAUACGUCGCCUCCGAGGUCUGCGAAGAUUCGGUUGCCGUGGCAACCAUCAACCACGACGGAAAGAUCAUCCAUGUUGGAGACGUCCGAUUCGUCUCCCAGGAGCUGCUGGAGAAGUGGGGGCCGUUCGAUUUACUGAUCGGUGGCAGCCCCUGCAACGAUCUGUCCAUCGUAAACCCGCUCAGGAAAGGCCUCUAUGAAGGCACCGGCAGACUGUUUUUCGAGUUUUACCGCAUCCUGCAGCUGCUGAAGCCCAAAGAGGACGACGAGCGGCCGUUCUUCUGGCUUUUCGAGAACGUCGUUUUCAUGAAUACGCACGACAAAGUCAACAUCUGCCGCUUCCUGGAGUGCAACCCUGUGCUGGUGGACGCGGUCAAGGUGAGCCCUGCGCACCGAGCUCGAUACUUCUGGGGAAACAUUCCUGGGAUGAGCAGGCCCAUCAUCGCCUCCCAGAAAGACAAGUUGAACCUGCAGGACUGUUUGGAGCUCGGCAGAGAAGCCAGGGUAACCAAAGUGAGAACGAUCACCACAAAUCCAAACUCCCUGAAACAGGGGAAGGACGUGUCUUUGCUGCCGGUCGUGCAGAACGGGAGAGAGGACAUCCUCUGGAUCACCGAACUGGAAAAGAUCUUUGGUUUCCCCAAACAUUACACCGACGCGAGGAACAUGAACCGGCAGCAGCGGCAGAAGCUGCUGGGCAAGGCGUGGAGCGUGCCGGUCAUCCGUCACCUCUUCGCCCCGCUGAAGGAGUACUUCGCCUGCGAUGAGCUUCCUCCCAUCGCCGCCUCCUGCGUCUCCGCCGCCAGCACCGCGCCGUCCUCGCCCAACUCCCCAGACCUGCAGCAGCUCCGAUAGAUCCGGAGCUACGUCACGGUUCUGUUUCCUAUAUCGGAACGCUGAACUAUGUAGUGAACGUUGGGUGAAUGUAAAUCACUAUUUAACAGUUUAUUAUCUUUACAAUAAGUCUGUUGGCUUUCUACACUGCCGUCAACUCAGUACUCUAAAUUUUAACUAAAUAAUCUCCGUAUUUUGUGCAAUUAAUCAUUUAAUUUUCUGCCUCUGAUAGGCAGCUGUUUUCCUCAGGAAAUGUGUAUGAAUGCAUCAGUUACAGUUUUUAAGACGGAUGAAACAACCUCAUGGUUGAUGAAAUAUUUUUGGGCUGCAUCUGCAGAAUGUGAAUCAUGUGAUGCUUUUUAAAACUACUUGACUGUUUUUAUAAGACUGUUGCGUGUUUGUAACAUUUGAGUGUUGCUUUUUUAAAAUCUAAAUUAAUUUUGGGUUUGAGAUCUUCAUUUGGAGGACUGAUCCUGCCAAAAUUAGCCAAAACCUGUGGAUAAAAAUUUAAGAAAGUAAUUACACCAAAUAUUGCAACCAAAAAAAUUAUUAAAGUAAAUAAAAACUUUCCCAACUUAUCUGAUUAUGCAAUACAACAUGAAUUAUUCGUUUAGUUAACAGAAGGGUAAAAUAUACAAAAAGGAAAAAUUACAGAAGAGAAUAAAUGUAUGAUUUAAAAAGUGGCAGUAAAUUAAAAUGUGACUGAAUAAAUACACAAUUUGUCAAAAUCAAGUGAUCAAACAACAAAAAAAAUUAUAAAAAUGUAGAAAAAAAAUUUAGAAGUUAAAAUUAUGAAUAAAAAUAUUUUAUGACCAUAAUAAAAUAAGUUGGGAAAGUUAUUUUUAUUUUUUGAUUGUGAUAUUUGGCACAUUAUCAAGGAAUUUAUUUAUUUCUGUCUUCAGUGCCAAUUUUGGCAGGAUGAGUAUUCCAUACUCUGAUCAUUGCUUAAUGAAUAGGCAAAAACAAUCAUUUGAAUUUUGUAAAUCUGCAGUCAUGAGAGUGACGGACAGUUGUGGUGCGUAAAUCUACCUCAGUAUUGACCCUCAGUGCCUUAAACAAGCCGUCCAGUGCUGUUUACCUGCAGAUCCGUUUGGGUCAUAACUGGUUACAAACUGAGCUAAAAUGUUUAGAAAAAUGUUUAAAUGACUUUAUUCCAACUGCUGAACCAAAAAACAUCUAACAUACAUCCAUUUCCUUUUUAUUUCUGUGAAUUUUAUAAACACGGUUUGAUGCAUUUCUACAAAAAUCAUGUUGAUGCACUUUCAUUUUUUAAGCUAGAAAACUAAACUUAAUGAGAGAAACAAGAAUAAGACGACAAAAUGCAAAAGAUGUUCUGAAUAUGUCCAAACCCUCUAGAUUCACCCUGUUUGUGGUUCCAGUAGAUUUAUUAAAUGUCUUUUAGUUUUUUUCUGCAGGAUAAAUCUGUUAUUAAAGCUUUUAAAUCAGUAUUGGAGCAAACAGAACAAUCAAGUAACUGAGGAAUCAUCCUUUUUUAUUACGUUUCUUACAAACUACUGUAGUUUAGCUGCUUUUUGUUAUCAUGAUUCCUUUUUAACAGACAUUAUUGGUAAUAUUGUCACUGACAGAAAUGUUACGAAUGAAAUUGAAAUGUUGGUUCCGAUGUUUACAUUUUAUGCUUUUUCUUGUUUUUUAUGUUUAAUGUCAAAAGUCCUGAUUUGUGGGACUGUGAUCCAUUUUAUUGGUGGAUCUUUUCUUUUUUUUU